CCAUGGCAGUAAAAGUUUAAUGUAACCUGCCGGAGUCAAACAGCUCACUCAAUCUGCCUUGAAUCGGAUCUUGGAGCUGGAAGCUGACUCCAAAAUAGUGACUAUCUGCAUCUUCACAGCUAAGCUUGCAAUGCCUGGAACCCGGACUGUUUGUUACUAAGUUCAGCUGUCGACUCAACGCAUGCCCACAUUAAUGGGCUCCUGACAACAGAAUUCAAGUUUUUUUUCCCUUUUAUGUAAAGAUCAAAUAAGCAGAAUAAUGAACCAGGGAAUCUGGAAAGUUUACAAAAGCAAAGUACUGAGAAGUUUCACAGCUGAUGAAGAGGAAGACGUAAAAGAACAGAACAAUGACACCGUGAUUGAUAUGACUACAGAGGAAGGCUCCAGUUCUGUCUCACAGUUGGCAAAAAAGGUACAAGGGGCCAGUGCAAAAGGAUGGAAAUGCAUGUCCUCUCUCUUCAACAAGGAUGAUGAACACAAGUUACUUCCAGCUGAGAACACAGCCCCAGUCGAACAUGUCCUUUCAGAGCCGGCGCCGAAAGAGCCCGAGAAGAAGCUAACCGGGUUCUGGGACGCCUUCGCCACCAAAUGGAACCAAACCUCCGAGGCCAACAAGGUCAGCGACGGCGCAGGAGAAGGCGAGGCCGAGGCGGCUGCAGGCCCCGCACUCACUGAAGAGGGAGGCGGAGGGACCGAGAAAAACGCCAGUCCCGGGGCAUACACCAACCUGGAGGCGUCCAGCGACCCCGGCUUCAAGUGGAACUUUGUCACCAGCAAGUUGGCGGAACUGAAAAACAGAAGUAUGCAAAAAAGCAACUAGGCACACACCCACGGGGAGGGGGCUCCUGAAAACAGACAGCACAGGGAAGUGUGAUAAGAACAACACGAAAUGAGACAAAAUCCCGUUAGAUAGCGAUGUCGGUGUAAAAUAACAGGAAGCUGUGUCAAUAAAAGCCGGGCGCUGCUGUUUGAAAUAA
This is a messenger RNA of Chiloscyllium plagiosum (whitespotted bambooshark), 977 nucleotides long. RefSeq lists its product as uncharacterized. Lineage: Eukaryota; Metazoa; Chordata; Chondrichthyes; Orectolobiformes; Hemiscylliidae. Gene Ontology annotation, biological process: spermatogenesis. The record is from RefSeq and is a predicted model, not a curated record.